This is a messenger RNA of Ricinus communis (castor bean), 1864 nucleotides long. RefSeq names its product protein DETOXIFICATION 16. The record is from RefSeq and is a predicted model, not a curated record. The transcript has 8 exons. Gene Ontology annotation, molecular function: xenobiotic transmembrane transporter activity; antiporter activity. NCBI's taxonomy places the organism in Eukaryota, Viridiplantae, Streptophyta, Magnoliopsida, Malpighiales, Euphorbiaceae. Bases 148 to 1722 code for a protein of 524 amino acids. Gene Ontology annotation, biological process: xenobiotic detoxification by transmembrane export across the plasma membrane. Gene Ontology annotation, cellular component: membrane.
ACGAAUCCGGAGACCCAAGUCACAGCACAUCUUUCCAUAUGUAAUCUCAGAAAUCCAACAGUUUGCAGAAAGAAAGAUCGCUUUCUCCACUGCACUUAACAAGGCUUGGGACUUUAAAUUACCAAAAAAGGCAUACCCAAGAUAAUCAUGGCUAUGCAAGAACAAACACCAAGUCUUGAAAAACCACUAAUCUCUGAAGCUGGAACAUUAGAAUCAAAACGCAGAUUCACCAAAGAUGAGAUCGUCCUGGAAGUGAAGAAGCAGCUCAAGCUGGCUGGUCCUCUUGUAUCAGUUAAUUUCUUGAUGUAUCUUUUACAGGUCAUAUCAGUCAUGUUCGUUGGUCAUCUCGGAGAGCUAUCUCUUGCUGGUGCUUCCAUGGCCACUUCUUUCGCUUCAGUAACUGGCUUCAGCUUAUUGAAAGGAAUGGGAAGUGCAUUAGAUACAUUCUGUGGUCAAUCUUAUGGAGCAAAGCAGUAUCAUAUGCUUGGUAUACACUUGCAGAGGGCAAUGAUUGUUCUUCUGCUUGUCAGCAUUUGCCUUGCAUUUAUAUGGGCGAAUGCUGGUGAGAUUCUGCUGUUCCUCAGGCAAGAUCCCCAGAUAGCAGCAGAGGCUGGACGCUAUGCCCAUUUUAUGAUUCCUAGCAUUUUUGGUUACGCCAUCCAGGAAUGUCUUGUCAGAUUCUUGCAAACCCAAAACAAUGUGAUACCAAUGAUGAUUAGCUCAGGAAUUACAACUUUUCUUCACGUGUUCAUUUGUUGGGUUCUUGUUUUUAAGUCUGGACUUGGAAAUAAAGGUGCUGCAUUGGCAAAUGCUAUCUCUUAUUGGAUCUAUGCACUCUUGUUAGUACUUUAUGUAAGCACAUCUCCUUCCUGCAAGAAGACGUGGACUGGUUUCUCUAAGGAGGCCCUUCAUGGAAUCCCGAAGUAUCUUAAACUAGCAAUUCCUUCAGCUGCAAUGCUCAGCUUGGAGAUUUGGUCAUUUGAGAUGAUGGUUCUCUUAUCUGGCCUUCUUCCAAAUCCAAAACUGGAAACAUCAGUCCUUUCCAUCAGCCUUAACACAUGUGCAAUCGCAUUCAUGAUACCCCUUGGACUCGGUGGAGCUAUAAGCACAAGAGUGUCAAAUGAACUUGGUGCUGGGCAACCAAGAGCAGCUCGUCUAGCAGUACGUGUUGCAAUAUUUGUGGUUGCUACUGAAGCCACGGUGGUAGCCUUUACCAUGAUACUGGGUCGUAAAGUUUGGGGCUACUUUUAUAGCACAGAAGAGCGUGUAGUGAAAUAUGUGGGACAAAUGCUGAUCUUGGUUGCAAUAUCCCAUGUUUUGGAUGGCAUUCAAUCUGUGCUUUCAGGCAUUUGUCGAGGAUGUGGAUGGCAGAAGAUUGGAGCUAUAAUUAAUCUGGGAGCUUACUAUCUUGUUGGCAUUCCUUGUUCUGUAGUAUUAGCUUUUGUCUACCAUGUUGGGGGAAAGGGGCUCUGGACAGGACUUAUAGUUGCACUGGUUUUCCAAGCACUAGGUCUGUUGGCAAUCACUCUGAGAACCAACUGGGAGAAAGAAUCCAAAAAGGCUACUGAUAGAGUCUCCAGCAACAAUGCUACAUUAACUCCUGAAAACUUGUCACCGUCGACGAGGCUCAGAAGUAAUUUUAAGCACUUUACAGAGAACAGUAAUAAUUUUAAGCUUAGAAUCUUUAAUCAGAAGGUCUCAAGUUAUAAUCUGAUAAUCUAGCUUAUUUAAAAUUUUAAUGUGCAAAGAACUCGAGUUGUCAGCAAUAUCCCACUAUCUUGGAGCUGACGAGUACCUUUCAUUAAGAUGUAUUUUUAUGAGUUACAAAUGAAGGAGAUUGACAGGAACUUGAAACUUUGAUCAA